GUUUUCAUUUUUAAAAAGAAAUAAUAGAAUAUAAAAUAAAAAAUGGAUCUUUCUUGGUGUAUAAUUUGUGAUCGUCACUGUAUUGACAACAAUCUUUAUUGCUCAGAAGUGUGUCGUUUUCAAGAUAGCAACAAUGCCCCUGACAACCAUGAUCUAAUGAAUAAUAACAAGUCAACAACUAUGGUUGAAAUCCCCAUACCACCCUCUUCUUCUUCUUCUUCACCUGUUCUUACACCUUUCUUGUAUUCAUUCCAAUCUUCAUAUGAUCGUCGUCGUCGUCAUCAUCAUCAUCAUUAUUCAACUCCUUUCCAUAGUGUGACCUCUACUUCUUUUCAUUCUUAUCAUCAACCAUCACUUUGUAGUUCAACUGCUUCUUCUGUUUCUUCCCUUUAUGUUGAUAACACAUAACAGCAUGAUAAUGAUUACAUUAGAAUUACCUUUAUUAUUAUUAUUAUUCGAUUUCAUUGUUUGAAAUGACUCUCUCUCUCUCUCUCUCUCUCUGUGUGUGUGUGUGUGUUCCCCCUUUGAUAAUGGGCGAUAUGAAACAAGAAGCUUUCUUCCUUCUCCUCCUCCUUCUCUCCCCCCCCCUCAGUGGUAAUAUCCCAACAAGUAAAUAGAUGAAUAGCUUACCCAAGAAGAUUAGAUUAAAUUAGUGUAGACAGAUAGAAAUUUGAUCAAACUAUCUCUAAACUUUGUAAUCGUACAUAAUUUAACGAUCAUUCCCUUUCUCUUUGGUACUCUUUUAUUCUCUCUCUCUUUUUAUUAAUAAAAAAAAAUAUAUAAAUAUACAUGUAUAAAAA
Molecule: messenger RNA, 800 nt
Organism: Cokeromyces recurvatus
Lineage: Eukaryota; Fungi; Mucoromycota; Mucoromycetes; Mucorales; Mucoraceae
Exons: 2
Coding region: 43-408 (121 amino acids)
Source: RefSeq, a predicted model, not a curated record